Hirundo rustica (Barn swallow) is the source of this 1847-nucleotide messenger RNA. It is a transcript of the gene NR0B2, whose product is annotated as nuclear receptor subfamily 0 group B member 2. Gene Ontology annotation, cellular component: cytoplasm; nucleus. Gene Ontology annotation, molecular function: transcription corepressor activity; transcription factor binding. The transcript has 3 exons. Gene Ontology annotation, biological process: circadian rhythm; negative regulation of transcription by RNA polymerase II. The coding region runs from base 403 to 1200 and encodes 265 amino acids. NCBI's taxonomy places the organism in Eukaryota, Metazoa, Chordata, Aves, Passeriformes, Hirundinidae. The record is from RefSeq and is a predicted model, not a curated record.
CUGUCGACCAGCACCUCUGGGUCCCUUUCAUUGGGAAAAUAUGGGAGUUUUUGCCUUUUUUACUUACUUUUCUCUCAUUCUGCAAAUGGGAGCAUUUUCCCUUCUCCAGCCCUGCGUUUCCUCUGAAAGGCACGACCUCUGGGCCCAUCACAGCCUGCCAAUCCGCCAGGCUGCUCUUCCUCCACCACAACAAGAGGCUCUCGAGCAAGGCCAGGCAAAUAGCCGCUGAUAACACAACUUCCAGGUUGCUGUUCCCAAGGCCGGGGCGCCGGGGCCAUUGAACGCCGGGCCCAGACGAGCACCCCGUGUUUGUCUGUGAACCCUGGCAGCUACACCUGCUCCACGGGGCCUUGGUGCCAUGGUACAGCCUGGGCUGAGUUUCGACGAGGACCUGGCUCAGCCAUGAGCGCCAGCGUGGACACAGAGUGCGAGAAGUGCCGGUGCCACAGCAAGGACAAGCACCCAGCCAUCCUGUACACCCUCCUGAGCCAGAACCUGCGGCCCGGCGGCGCCCGGCAGCGCUGCCUGUGCCAGCAGCGCCGCACCGUGUGCCUGCGCACGCCGCACCUCACCUGCCAGGCCGCCUCCGACGUGCUGCUCAGAACCAUCAGCUUCGUGAAAAACGUGGCUGCCUUCCACCUGCUGCCGCGGGAGGAUCAGCUGCUGCUGCUGGACGGCUGCUGGGUGCCCCUCUUCCUGCUGGGGCUGGUGCAGGGGAUGGUGACCUUCGAGGUGGUGGAGGCCCCGGCCCCCAGCAUGCUCAAGAAGAUCCUCCUCAACGGCCAGAGCAAAGGGCAGGAGCCCGAGGGGACGCAGCCCACGCUGGCGGCCGUGCAGCGCCUGCAGUGGUGCCUCAACAGCUUCUGGAGGCUGGACCUGAGCCCCAAUGAAUACACCUACCUGAGGGGAGCCAUUCUCUUCAAUCCAGACAUCCCUGGGCUGAGGGCUCCCCUCUACAUCGAGAGCCUGCAGCGGGAGGCGCAGCGAGCGCUGCAGGAGCUGCUGCACCCCAAGGACCAGGGCCGCUUCUCCCGCAUCUUACGGGUCACAUCCUCCUUGAGAUCCGUCCCCGCCGCCCUGGUCACCGACCUCUUCUUCCGGCCCAUCAUCGGGGACGCCGACAUGGGGGAGCUGCUGGUGGAGAUGCUGGUGGAGGUGCCGGGCUGGCCGCAGGGCCCGUGGCUGCCCCUGGCCCGCUGAGCAGGAUUUGGGACACAAGCGCUCCGGACUCUGUGGGAACUCUGUGUUUCACUGGGGGCUGGAGGAUCCCUGGGGAAGCAGUUGCGGAUUUUACAGCAGCCCCUGGUCGGCCUGGGCCGGUCUCCAGUCCAGGGAGUGUGUGUGGGUGAGGGGUUUCCUGCCCUGGUCCCAGUUUUUACUCGUUUUGCUGUGAACUCCGAGCAGUGAGGGUUGUCCUCAGCUCGAUCUCAUGGUGUCAGUGGGAUCACAGUCCGAGGGCAAACGUUAUGGAAUUACUCUGGGUCUGGCUUCCGUGCUUGGAAUCUUAGAAAUACUCAGGAAAUUUCUUCAGGGGAAAAACCAGAGUGUUAAAUUCCUACCGGGUGUACAGACUCACCCCUCUUUUUCCUCAGAAUCUCUCCUUCCUCCAUAAUUCCAUGAAAUACAACAGGAUUAAGAGCACUGAGGAGCACCUAAACCUACUGCACCUCAUGUGGGGCUCCAGGCUUUCCUGUCUGUGUGAAAAGUUAAACCCCAGCAGAGCUGGUUUAGUGGGAGAUCCAAACCUCCCUCCCUGGAGUCAGAGCCAGGUGCACAUCUCACCUGGAAAACUCGCUCCUCCUGCCUCCAACAGGUGAGGUGUCAGUAUUUUAUAAGUGAACAUUCAU